Messenger RNA from Arachis ipaensis, 887 nucleotides. Its product is annotated as blue copper protein. Gene Ontology annotation, cellular component: plasma membrane. NCBI's taxonomy places the organism in Eukaryota, Viridiplantae, Streptophyta, Magnoliopsida, Fabales, Fabaceae. Gene Ontology annotation, molecular function: electron transfer activity. The record is from RefSeq and is a predicted model, not a curated record.
AAACCCCAUUUCCCAAACUGCAUUAUCAAAACCAAAGCAUAACUCUUUAAUCUGUUUUCCUUACUUUUUCCUUCCCUUGUCAUUUUUUCUUUCUCUUCAAAAUGGUUUUCUCUAAAGCAUUGGUUUUGGCACUCUUUCUAGCAAUGAACAUGGCCUUGCCAACCAUUGCAACUGUUUACACUGUAGGAGAUACCUCAGGUUGGGCCACUGGUGGUGAUUAUAGCACUUGGGCUAGUGGCAAGAACUUUGUAGUUGGUGAUAGCCUUGUUUUUAACUACGGAUCCGGGCACACGGUGGACGAGGUGAAAGAAAGCGACUACAAAUCAUGCAGCAUAGGGAAUUCCAUUAGCACAGAUAGCAGUGGCGCCACCACCAUACCUCUCAAGACUUCAGGCACACAUUACUUCAUUUGUAGUGUUCCUGGACACUGUUCUAGUGGAAUGAAGCUUGCAGUUACUGUCAAGGAUGGAAAAUCAUCAUCAUCAUCAUCCACUACUCCUUCUUCUUCUUCUUCUUCUGGGAAGGGUUCACCACCUUCCUCAACAACAGCCACACCAAAAGCCAAUGCAUCUUCUUCAGUGAGUAGGGUCACUCCAAUUGUUGUGUUGAUUGUUUCUUUGAUCUCAUACUGUGUUUUGAAUAUGGUAUGAGUGUGUGAGUGCUUAGAGAUCUAUAGCCAGGUCAGAGGCAGUGCUUUCCAUGGUUACUUUCUUGUUUUCUUGUGUUAUUCAUUGUUAUUCUGUUUUUUGUUUGAUCUAUUCUGGUUUAAUUCUCUGAUUAUAUUGUGAUCUAUUCAGGUUCUUGUAGUGUUAUAGUUAUAUAUAGUAGGAAGUCUUGUUUGUUAUUCUUGUUUAUAGUUUUGGUUUAGUAUAUUGAACAUUACUCCU